CACCUGAAAACUUACGGUGCUGUCAUCCAAACCUUUCCGCACACGCACAAGUACGCUCACUUGACAACUCCACAAAUGACACUAAGAAACCAACAAUUUUUAAUAAGAUUCCUAAAUCUAAACACUAAAACGUAUUCCAGAUAGACGAUACAUAAUCUUAGCCCGUUGUAGUAAAAAAUAAACCCAAGCCAAUUUGCUAAAGAAAAUACACCAAGUACUACCCCCCCCCCAACACACGGUCGUCACAACCACCGCCACUACUACCACCACUACGAUGGGCCGCCGCUGCCGUGCCUGGGUGCUGGCCGCCACACUGCUCAUUCAAGGGGCGGCGGGCAUACGCAUCACCCGCGUGUCGGUGCCGCCGCUGGUGAGGGCUGGCGGCGAGGCGGAGCUAUCGUGCGAGUGGGAGUCUGAAAGUGACCAGAUGUACUCCGUGAAGUGGUACCAAGGAUCACACGAGUUCUACCGCUACACACCCACCGCCAGCCGCCCCAUCCAGAUAUUUGACCCCCCGACCCUUGAUGUUGAGAGUGGCGGCUCCUGGGCGGGCACCGUGAGGGUUGCCAACGUAACUGCUGCUGCUGAGGGUCCUUUCCACUGCGAGGUGUCCGCUGAGGGGCCCACCUUCCACACAGCGUCUGAGAUGGCCAGCAUGAAGGUGGUGGACCUUCCCGAGGGCGGACCAGAGGUGAAGGGCGCCAGGCAGCAGUACCAGGUGGGGGACAUAGUGGAGCUCACGUGCACCUCAAGAAAAUCACGCCCACCAACAGCCCUCUCCUUCACCAUCAACUCAAUGCCGGCUGCCCCGGACUGGCUCUAGCAGACACAGGAGGGCGGCAAGGGAGUGGGGAGCGCCUCACCACCACCUCCCUGCGGCUCAGGUUCCCCCUACAGCCGGAGUUCCUGCAGGGGGGCGAGGCGCGCGUCACCUGCACCUCCCGCAUCCCCGGCGUAUACCAGGAGGAGGUGCAGACGGUGCUGUCCACUCGCCCCCCGCACCACGCCUCGGUAAUGGCCGCCGCCCCCGUCACAGACUCAAGGCUCGCCAUCUCAGCAGUCACCUUAGCUUCCAUCCUACACUCCCUGCUCGCUGCCCUUUGAAACAUCGCUCCUCGGUUCCUCCUCGCUACUCCCGCGUUACUUCGGCCAGCAAACCCAGCGCUACAGUGACUCCCAAGCCCCGCAACAUCGUUCAGCCAGUGUCGUUCUCAGUGUAAAUAGGUGUACAAGUAGUGGGUUUCUUGGUAUUGGUGGUGGUGGUGGUGGUGGUGGUGAUGGUGAUGGUGGUGAUGGUGGUGAUUCGUGUAGCUUGUGUUGUGUUUGUAUUAUUUGGUGUGUAUAAAUGU
Messenger RNA from Portunus trituberculatus (swimming crab), 1349 nucleotides. RefSeq lists its product as uncharacterized. Lineage: Eukaryota; Metazoa; Arthropoda; Malacostraca; Decapoda; Portunidae. The record is from RefSeq and is a predicted model, not a curated record. Bases 275 to 823 code for a protein of 182 amino acids. The transcript has 6 exons.